AUGGAGGCAUACCAGUACGAGAUCCCAGUCAUGAUGCGCAUGGCGGUGGACCAAUCAGGGAAGGAUGUUGAGGUAAGUGUGCUUGAAUGCUGCAUGAUGAUCCCUCCUACUUUGUUCAACAUCUUUUCACUUCCUUCGACAUACUUUUACAUUCCACGUCGGGUUUCUUUAUCAGUUUCCCCCAUUUCCUCCCUCCCUCCCUCCCUCCCUCCCUCCCUCCCUCCCUCCCUCCCUCCCUCCCUCCCUCCCUCCCUCCCUCCCUCCCUCCCUCCCUCCCUCUCCCCCUCCCUCCCUCCCUCCCUCCCUCCCUCCCUCUCUCUCCCCCUCCCUCCCUCUCCCCCUCCCUCCCUCCCUCCCUCCCUCCCUCCCUCUCCCCCUCCCUCCCUCCCUCCCUCCCUCCCUCUCUCUCCCCCUCCCUCCCUCCCUCCCUCUCUCUCCCCCUCCCUCCCUCCCUCACUCACUCACUCACUCCGCCCCUCCCCCCACCCAGACUCUCAUUCCCCAUCAACCCUCAUUCCCCGCCAGUCACCACGGGCAUCAGUGGAGCGAGUGAGGAAGGCGCUAGAAGCUGCAUUCUCAUGUUCAACCUAA
Messenger RNA from Closterium sp. Naga37s-1, 591 nucleotides. Lineage: Eukaryota; Viridiplantae; Streptophyta; Zygnematophyceae; Desmidiales; Closteriaceae. The record is from the annotation of a GenBank genome assembly.